Molecule: messenger RNA, 537 nt
Organism: Pungitius pungitius (ninespine stickleback)
Lineage: Eukaryota; Metazoa; Chordata; Actinopteri; Perciformes; Gasterosteidae
Product: cytochrome c oxidase copper chaperone
Exons: 4
Coding region: 120-317 (65 amino acids)
Biological process (GO): mitochondrial respiratory chain complex IV assembly
Cellular component (GO): mitochondrial intermembrane space
Molecular function (GO): copper ion binding; copper chaperone activity
Source: RefSeq, a predicted model, not a curated record
AAGCACGUGAAUUUGCAUAAAGCCGGAACACGUGAGUCUCUCUCCAUCCGUGUUGGUUUACUUCUGAAGGUGAAGCCACUUUUACCUUGCCGCUGGCCUCCACUCAAAUCAGUCUGAAGAUGUCGACCGUGUCCGCUGCCUGCGCGGAGCCUGCUGCUGACGCCACCGAACAGAAGAAGCCACUCAAACCGUGCUGUGCAUGUCCGGAGACCAAGAAAGUCAGGGAUGCUUGCAUCAUUGAGAAGGGGGAGGAAAGCUGCGCGGUCCUGAUCGAGGCUCACAAAGACUGCAUGCGGGCGCUUGGAUUCAAGAUAUAACACCUGCCUUUUUUUUGUGUGUUUGUGUGGCUUUGCAAGAUGUCCCUCCCCGGUGAUCCCUUCUCCCCCCCCCUCCCUCUUAUUUAUACCUCGGGCCAGCAGGGAAAUGAGACCAUGCUCUGAUGGGAUGACUGUCCUUUUCUGUGAAAUUGUUUUUUUAAAAGUGUGCAGAAUUUGAGAACUGUGUGACUGUUUGUUGAAUAAAAGUCCUAUGCAAUAA